AUGACAAGUGCCUCUGAAACAACUACUUCUGAAGUUAUCUUCGAUGUUGCUCCUGAAGUCACUUCUAAAGUUGUCUCUGAAGUCGCUUCUAAUAUCGCCUUUGAUGUCACCUCUGAUGUUGCUUCUGAUAUUGGCUUUGAUGUUGUCUCUGAUGUUGCUCUUAACAUUGCUCUUGAUAACUACAUAUGCUUCUGA
This is a messenger RNA of Racocetra fulgida, 195 nucleotides long. NCBI's taxonomy places the organism in Eukaryota, Fungi, Glomeromycota, Glomeromycetes, Diversisporales, Gigasporaceae. The record is from the annotation of a GenBank genome assembly.